UAAACAAUAAAAAGGGUAACGCACGGUUGGAAGCGAGGGAGCGUUUCUGGAGUCUCUCGGUCCAUUUUCUUCACGAUGCGUGAGGGGGACGAAGAGGGGACGAACCGAAGCCAAUCCCCAAGGGGAAGACGAAAUCUCCGGAGCAAAUAUUCCUCGUCAUCUCGCCGUCAAGUGCAUUCUUGAUUCGUUCGUCCCCCAGGGCUGCGUUAGUUGAGCACCGCGCGGCAGAUCGAGAUGUGGAUUUCCUGGGCGACGCGGAUGCGGGCCUCCUUCGGAGCUUCCUUCCUUUGGCUUGUCACUAUGGUCUACUUCAAUCAGGGUUUCAGAUCCUUUGUGUGGACUGCAAUUUCUUACCAGAUGAAAGACGUCCUGAAGUUAUCGCCGUCUUCAUCACAGUUUCUAGUUUCUGUUGCUCAUUCUCCAUGGAGUAUCAAACCAAUUUAUGGAAUACUGUCAGAUUGUAUUCCUAUAAAUGGAAGGAGGAGACUUCCUUAUUUAGUUAUAGCCACAAUUUUAUCUCUUUUACCUUGGCUUGUUCUUGGUCUCGUGACUUCUGCAAGGAGCUCAGGCAAUUUGUUUGCUGCUUUUUUGACAGUACAAAACCUGGGGUCUGCCAUGGCAGAUGUUGUUGUUGAUGCUAUGGUUGCAGAGGCUGUUCAUUCUGAACUGGCAGAAUUUGCUGGCGAUCUUCAAUCAUUGUCGUGGUUGUCGAUGGCCUUAGGAGGAAUUUUCGGAAGCUUGUUAGGAGGAUACACCUUAUCUCAACUCAGAAUUGACACAAUAUUUCUACUUUUUUCAAUUCUUCCAGCCAUUCAGCUCUUGUCAUGCUCUUUAAUCAAGGAGUCUCCAUUGGAAUCCGAUGGAGCACAAAACCAUGAUAGUAAAACUAUGAAAUUCAAAGAUGAUGUAGACCACUCUAACAGAAAAAAUUCUUUCAUUAAAACAUCUAAGACAUCCAAGAGAAAAAACAAGCGUAAUAAUGACAAUAAGAGAAUAAACUUAAAAUAUGAGAGUCCUAUUAGGCAGCCUCGUUCACGACUUGAGAGAUACUGUAUAUCUCUGAAAUCAGCUAUUUGUAAUUUGGUUGGAACCUUCAAGCAGCCUAUCAUCUUAAGACCUAUGGCCUGGUUUUUCUUUUCAAACAUUACAGUUCCAAGCCUCUCAACGGUUAUGUUCUAUUACCAGACUGAGGUUUUGAAGUUGGAAGCAUCUUUUCUCGGUACUGCACGUGUGAUUGGGUGGAUUGGACUAAUGCUUGGUACAUAUAUAUACAACAGAUAUUUGAAGCACAAGAAGCUAAGAGAAGUCCUCUUGAUGGCUCAUGUUGGACUUGGGAUUGGAUGUCUUCUCGAUAUCAUUUUAGUAUCCAAAUUGCAUAAUCAGUUGGGCAUACCAGAUAAACAUGUGGUUCUUUGGGGAUCAGCUUUCAGUGACACAAUCCGGCAAUUCAAGUUGAUGCCAUUUCUGAUACUCUCGGGUCGACUAUGUCCCCAUGGGAUUGAAGGAACCCUUUUUGCACUCUUUAUGUCCAUAAACAACUUGGGUUCCACCUUGGGAGCAUUCUUAGGUGCUGCUUUGGCCUCAGCGCUGAACAUAUCAUCGGACUCUUUUCAUAACCUGAUCUUUGGCAUUUCUAUUCAACUAUUGGCCACUCUGUUCCCCAUAUCCUUUCUGUUUUUGAUCCCUAAAGAAGCCACAGGAUUAGCAUCAUAAUCAGACAAAGAUAUCUUAGAUGAAAUUGUAGCGAAAAGAUGUUUUUUUCCCAUAGUUCAAGUUUAGAGGUUGCGAAGCAUUAUUCUUGUGGUAGAAAACUAAUGCAUUGUUCACCUCCCAAAUCUAUACGCUUGCUUCUUUUUUUCUUUCUGAAAUGAGAAUUACUGAAGGAGUAUACAACUUCAAUUGCAAAAUCCAGUUAUUUGUA
Molecule: messenger RNA, 1921 nt
Organism: Zingiber officinale
Lineage: Eukaryota; Viridiplantae; Streptophyta; Magnoliopsida; Zingiberales; Zingiberaceae
Product: probable folate-biopterin transporter 4
Exons: 7
Coding region: 235-1713 (492 amino acids)
Cellular component (GO): membrane
Source: RefSeq, a predicted model, not a curated record